UACUUGUUGAAGGUGUGAAAUAUUAGUGAAACAAGUCCAGCUCUAAAAAACAAUAAUAAGUGCAGUGAAGUUACCAUUAAUUGCUAGUUACAUAAUUAAGGGAUCGGACAAUGGCCUCAAAGGGAGGAAAAUACAAUAAACCGUCGUGGAGAAGCCAAUAUAGUGAGCACGACUUUCGUGGCGGCAACGACACCCGCAAAGUGAGUUUCAAGUCAAACAAGUAUAAAAAAGACAAUAGGAAUUGGGCAGCAGCGGGUAGAGCUUACCUGGAAGAUGAAGAUAUCGACAUGGGGGGCUCGUCCGGGGGUGGGCGAAAUUUUAAUAGGAAACAAUUCAAAGGUCGACGGGGCGCUCGUGGAGACUCCCCGGCACCUAAUCACAAGAAGCGGCGGCUUUUGGAGGGCCCUAUGAGCUGGUUUCGUGUGACGUUGCCUUUUGGGAAUAAAUACGAGAAAUCGUUUAUUUUGAAGACGCUGCUUGAGAAGAUUCAACCUUUGCCCUUAUGGCCAAUUACGUGGAGUGUAAACGGGACAACUGCGACUUUUUAUGUGGACGAAUUUAAAGUAGCGGAAAAGUUACACGAUUUAGAUCGCCAGAUUCAAAUGCCUGACGGAUUUAGGUUGCUGAUUAAAGUCAGUAAUGGGAUUCCAAAUGUUGACGUAAAUAGUCAGAUGAAAGAGAAAAUUAAAUUAACGAUGGCGAAACGGUACAAUGCCGCUAAUAAAGCUUUAGAUUUAACGAAAUUCCACGCCGAUCCUGACUUACAAGAUUGUUUUUGUGCACUCUUUAAACCAAUCGUUUUCAUAACCGUUUUGGAAAUAAUCGCGGAAAAUAUUCCAGAAAUUGAGGCGAUAAAUUUAUUUGAUAACAAAAUAGCAAACUUGUCAUAUUUAAAGAAGACUAAUGAGAAACUGCCUCAUUUAAAAAUCUUACAUGUAGGAAAUAAUAAGUUUAAGGAUCUCUCAAUGUUGGACCCUUUUAUUGGACUACCUAUCAUCGAUAUUGUUUUAAAUGGAAAUCCAUUGUGCAACAAAUACAAAGACCAAGAGGCGUACAUUGGUGAAGUCCGCAAACGCUUCCCCAAAGUAAUGAAAUUGGACGGAAUCGAUCUACCCCCACCAAUAAGUUUCGACAUACAGGAAGAAACCCAUUUACCAACAAUCCAACAAACAUUUUUAUGUAAUCAAGAAGGCGAAUCAAUAGUUCGACAAUUCCUGGAACAGUAUUUUCUAAUUUUCGAUUCGGAAAAUCGACAACCUUUAUUACAAGCAUAUCACGAGAGUGCCCUCUUUUCAAUGACCAUGUCGUAUCCAUAUGGGCAAAGAGACAAAAAUGCCAGUUGGCUUAAUUGGUACACUACCGAUAACAGAAAUCUGCAAAAGGUUCAAGACCCAGAUAGGAGACAUAAAUUACUGAAACAAGGCCAAGUCGCUGUUGUUUCAUUUUUACAAGAAAUGCCGCGAAGUAAACACGAUAUUCAUAGUUUCACGGUUGAUCUUGUUGUUUUCACGCCACAAAUGAUCGUUUUGACGGUUACCGGAAUGUUCAAAGAACUGAAAAGUGGACACAAAGUGCCUCCGACCCGAGCUUUUUUCAGGACACUCGUUAUAGUACCUGCAGGAUCAGGUUUCUGUAUUUCGAAUGAAACUCUACAUAUAACAAAUGCCACAGAUGAGCAAGCCAAGAACAUUUUCAAAACUGUGGUUUCGGCCCCACCUCCUACUCCAGUGGCGUCACCUGUGGCAACACCGGCUCCUAUUGACGAGGCAACGAAACAACAAAUGGUCACAGCAAUGGCCGAACAAUCUAAUAUGAAUCUCGAGUGGUCUCGAAGAUGUUUGGAGGAAACCCAGUGGGAUUUUACACGAGCGUUGAGUGCGUUUGCAGGUGCACAAAAACAAGGACUAAUUCCGCCUGAAGCGUUCGUUAAAUAGUGUAAUAAAUUAAAUUAAGUCAUCAUGGGAACCUUUAAAUGUUGUUCGUUUUAUAAAAUAUGUAUUUGAUAAUGUUUAUCAUUACUUUUAUUCGCCUUUAUACUGUUUGUAAAUAAAAAAACAGAUUAUGUUUGUGAAUGAAUAAGUUAAUUUCAAUGAAACCAUGUAGUUAUUUUUUAUAAUAAAUAGUCCAUAAGAAA
Molecule: messenger RNA, 2134 nt
Organism: Tribolium madens (black flour beetle)
Lineage: Eukaryota; Metazoa; Arthropoda; Insecta; Coleoptera; Tenebrionidae
Product: nuclear RNA export factor 1-like
Exons: 10
Coding region: 111-1934 (607 amino acids)
Biological process (GO): poly(A)+ mRNA export from nucleus
Cellular component (GO): cytoplasm; nucleus
Molecular function (GO): RNA binding; protein binding
Source: RefSeq, a predicted model, not a curated record